Carlito syrichta (Philippine tarsier) is the source of this 2011-nucleotide messenger RNA. RefSeq names its product protein kinase AMP-activated catalytic subunit alpha 1 (gene PRKAA1). Gene Ontology annotation, cellular component: cytoplasm. NCBI's taxonomy places the organism in Eukaryota, Metazoa, Chordata, Mammalia, Primates, Tarsiidae. The transcript has 9 exons. Gene Ontology annotation, biological process: protein phosphorylation; intracellular signal transduction. The annotation marks the transcript as partial. Gene Ontology annotation, molecular function: ATP binding; AMP-activated protein kinase activity. The record is from RefSeq and is a predicted model, not a curated record.
CCUACAGUUGGCAAACAUGAAUUGACUGGGCAUAAAGUUGCUGUGAAGAUACUUAAUCGACAGAAGAUUCGAAGCCUUGAUGUGGUAGGAAAAAUCCGCAGAGAAAUUCAGAACCUCAAGCUUUUCAGGCAUCCUCACAUAAUUAAACUGUACCAGGUCAUCAGUACACCAUCUGAUAUUUUCAUGGUGAUGGAAUAUGUCUCAGGAGGAGAGCUAUUUGAUUAUAUCUGUAAAAAUGGAAGGAAAUCUGAUGUACCUGGAGUAGUAAGAACAGGCUCCAUGAAGGAGCUGGAUGAAAAAGAAAGUCGACGUCUGUUCCAACAAAUCCUUUCUGGUGUGGAUUAUUGUCACAGGCAUAUGGUGGUCCAUAGAGAUUUGAAACCUGAAAAUGUCCUGCUUGAUGCACACAUGAAUGCAAAGAUAGCGGAUUUUGGUCUUUCAAACAUGAUGUCAGAUGGUGAAUUUUUAAGAACAAGUUGCGGCUCACCCAACUAUGCUGCACCAGAAGUAAUUUCAGGAAGGUUGUAUGCAGGCCCAGAGGUAGAUAUAUGGAGCAGUGGAGUUAUUCUCUAUGCUUUAUUAUGUGGAACCCUUCCAUUUGAUGAUGAUCAUGUGCCAACUCUUUUUAAGAAGAUAUGUGAUGGGAUCUUUUAUACCCCUCAGUAUUUAAAUCCUUCUGUGAUUAGCCUUUUGAAACAUAUGCUGCAGGUGGAUCCCAUGAAGAGGGCCACAAUCAAAGAUAUCAGGGAACAUGAAUGGUUUAAACUCGACCUUCCAAAAUAUCUCUUUCCUGAGGAUCCAUCAUAUAGUUCAACAAUGAUUGAUGAUGAAGCCUUAAAAGAAGUAUGUGAAAAAUUUGAGUGCUCAGAAGAGGAAGUCCUUAGCUGUCUUUAUAACAGAAAUCACCAGGACCCUUUGGCAGUUGCCUACCACCUCAUAAUAGAUAACAGGAGAAUAAUGAAUGAAGCCAAAGAUUUCUACUUGGCGACAAGCCCACCUGAUUCUUUUCUCGAUGAUCACCAUCUGACUCGGCCCCAUCCUGAAAGAGUACCAUUCUUGGUUGCUGAAACACCAAGGGCACGCCAUACCCUCGAUGAGUUAAAUCCACAGAAAUCCAAACACCAAGGUGUAAGAAAAGCAAAAUGGCAUUUGGGAAUUAGAAGUCAAAGUCGACCAAAUGAUAUCAUGGCAGAAGUAUGUAGAGCAAUUAAACAAUUGGAUUAUGAAUGGAAGGUUGUAAACCCAUAUUAUUUGCGUGUAAGAAGGAAGAAUCCUGUGACAAGCACAUUCUCCAAAAUGAGUCUACAGUUAUACCAAGUGGAUAGUAGAACUUACUUAUUGGAUUUCCGUAGUAUUGAUGAUGAAAUUACAGAAGCCAAAUCAGGGACUGCUACUCCACAGAGAUCGGGAUCAGUUAGCAACUAUCGAUCUUGCCAAAGGAAUGAUUCAGAUCCUGAGGGUCAAGGAAAAUCCUCAGAAGUUUCUCUUACCUCAUCUGUGACCUCGCUUGACUCUUCUCCUGUUGAUUUAACUCCAAGACCUGGAAGUCACACAAUAGAAUUUUUUGAGAUGUGUGCGAAUCUAAUUAAAAUUCUUGCACAGUAAACCUAAACUUUGCUUAUUUCUUUUAUAGCAAUAAGCAUGUGUAAUAAAUCAUAGCCAAAUGCUUCUAUUUGUAAUCAAGUUAUACAUAAUUAUAACUGAGGAUUGGCCUUUUGGAAUGCAAUUUGCACAGGGAUUGGAACAUGAUUAAUAGUUAAAAGCCUAAUGUGCAGAAAUGAAUUACGAUCACUUUGUUCAUUGUUCAGUAGGCAUAUAGCAUACUAUAAUAUACAGUACACAAUGAAUUAUAGAUCUCUCAGGCUCACUUAACUUUUGGCUAUUUUAUAUUUAGUGUACACAGGGCUUUGAAAAUAUUAAUUUACCAUAAAGGCCUUCAUAUAUUGUUACAUAUUAAUGUGUUAUAUAUUUGCUCUGUAAAUUUAUUCAAUAAAUAUUUGCCUAGAAUUCC